This is a messenger RNA of Ictidomys tridecemlineatus (thirteen-lined ground squirrel), 1066 nucleotides long. The record is from RefSeq and is a predicted model, not a curated record. NCBI's taxonomy places the organism in Eukaryota, Metazoa, Chordata, Mammalia, Rodentia, Sciuridae.
AUGAAUUUCCUCUCUGCCCUCUCCCAGCCAAGAGUCACAGAUCGAUGCCCAGGAGGUAGCUGGGAGGGGCUGGCAGAAGGACUAUGCAGGGGAAGAUGGACUCUUCUAAGGACCAGCUUGUUAGAGGGCUCUAACCUCAGGGACUUCGCUGGCCUCACUCAGAAUCCCCAGCAGGUGUCCUCAACACCGCAAUAUCAAAAGCGUCUGUUCCAUCCCAGACGAGGUUCUUCUCAGUGUCACACCUGCCCAUAUCUCGCAGACCCGUGGGGCCAGCCAUCGUACUUCCACGACAAUUUUAGCAAGAUUUUGCUCCAUCAGACACCUUCCCAGGAUCACCAAAAGGGUAAUCCAUCACAAAUCACCACGGGCAGAAACACCAACCAGCUCCACAACACACAGGUCCCCAAGACCAGAGCCCCCAACUCCUCUGGGGAAGGCUUGGGGCACCGCAGGCGCUGUUGUCCUUUCCGGGUCCGAUUCGCUGACGAGACCCUACGAGACAGCACACUCCGCUAUUUGGAGCGACGCUGUACAGUCCCGAACAACAUCAAGAGCAGGGCCACUCUGCUGCCGGAGGUCUCCAACCAGGCGUUCGGGAACGUUCAGAAAUGGCUGGAGAAUUUGCCCAGAGCCCUGCCCCCCAGGGCCAAGGAGGAAGCCAGGCCCAGCGCCUGGUGCUGGGACCGCCCCCGCCUACUGCGCCAGGAGCGGCAGGGCUACCUUUCUGAGGACGCCUCAAUGAAGAACAGGCUGCCAGGGCCACUCACCUCCAGGGCCACCACCCAGAGGCAAAGGGGGGCCCUCAGAAACUCCCCGGAUACCCCCAACAUCCUGGAUCAGGAGUCCUUCCUGCCCAACUUGGUGCUGCAGUCCAUCCUGAAGUGAGGCCACCCCAAGGGCUACCAGCUCCUCCUGCCUCCCACAAUCCUGCAGCAGGUGCAGAGGUGAAUGCCCACCGGAGCCCCAGCCCAGGGGAGCACACAGUCCAGGCAGUGAGGAGAGUCUCCCUUGCCCCACAAAUAAACGCACAUUCCAGGUGGCUGGGAUCUGCCACUAGGUCUCCGUU